AUGUCGGCAGUCGAAGGAGAAACGCCGCAAGGGAGCAGUGAUGCUACGAACAAUAUCAAUAGCGAAGACCCUGAGAAUAAGGAUGAUGAUGAGCAAGAAGAACGACAACAUGGAUGUGAUGAUGUAGAAACCCGAAUAUCUUCAACACCAGCUGUGGCAGCUGUCGAUAUGACAGGUUCUGUGAAGGUUCCCGCCACUGUCCUUUCCAAGCUGGAAAAGAGGUUUUCGAAGAGGGAUGACGAUGAAUCUUCUCUUCUUAAUAAACAACGGUUUCGAUACAGCAAUUUUGGAGGGGAAUCAAGUGAAAUGGAUUUUCAGAGUUCUACCUUCGAUGAUAUGAUGAGCGGUGAGCUUACGAUCCAACAAAUCCAUGAUCAGCGUUCCAAGCUCUCUGCUAUGAGAAGACCUUCACCUUCAACAACAACAAGAGCAUCUGCUGCCACGACGACCGAUCGCCAACCUUCAAACUCUUCUUUGGAGCCUGGGGCCUACUCCGUUGAUCUAUCAGGAAGGAACGUAUCAGACAGAAACAAAGAUAGCGAUGAUGAUAAUGGAUCUAAUAUUGGGCGUGGUGGUUACGGUUCAUCCACUAUGCAGUUAGAAGCCGUUCCUGUGGACGAGACAUUUGAGCAAGAGAAAAUGAAAGAAAUGGAAGAACAAAUGAAUCUGGAGAUUGAAAGGCGGCUGUCCAUGGAACGAAAGAUGACCUCGGAACGACCAGGGCAUAACAAGAGAUGUACAAAGGAGAGAAUUUUAAUCAUACUGGCGCUUCUUUUCGUCGUAAUUUCUGGGGUUGCGGUGGGUCUGUACUUUUUGCUUGCUCCAGUACCAGCGGGGCAUUCAGCAGGGCCUGAAGCUGAAACGAGUGCCUACUUUACUUACCCGCCACCAACUCCUGAAGAAUGUGAUGGAGUGAUCAAUGGAACAGGUGUACCGAAUCAAGAUGAGUACUUCACCUUGACAAUGGACUGUGCACUCGAUGUCUCAUUUGAUGCUUCAUGGGCAGACUCCAUCGAAAGAGUCUUGUUGAAAACUCAGGAAAGUUUUGAAACCUCAGUUGUUCCAACCUUUGUAGGAUGCAAUGAUCUCAGCCAAGAUUUUUUCAACCGCACCUUUUCCGAAACUCGUUAUAUUAUUGCCAAUGUUGAAGUUAUGAAUGUGACACGAAGCAGCUCAGAUUGCAAAGCUGGAGAACCAAGGCCUUGUGUUCGAGCUGUUAUUCAUCAUUUCCUUUGGACAAAGGCCGAACUACCUGCCCUUGGAGUUGCAUCGUUCAUCUAUACAAACUUUGGAGAAAAGUUGAUUGAGCAAUUCAGCGAUGGCGAUAUCAUCCACCAGACAACAUUGGUUUCGAUAGGCCCAUCGCAGUAUGAUUUUAAUCCCAAGAAAUAG
This is a messenger RNA of Cylindrotheca closterium, 1392 nucleotides long. Lineage: Eukaryota; Bacillariophyta; Bacillariophyceae; Bacillariales; Bacillariaceae. The record is from the annotation of a GenBank genome assembly.